AUGGAAAAAUCAACGGCAAGGUGCUUCAAUUUACUCUUUUUAGAGGAAGAUGAAGAAUAUAUGGAUGAUAUGUUAAUAACCAUGAGGAGGAAACAACAGAAUGGUGUCAUCCAACAUAGAGAUAAAAUUUCAAACGAGCAUGCAAUUAAAUCUGAAGAAUUUACAAACAUGUACAUAUGCACACGUGGAAGGUUAAGGCUGUGCUCAAAAUCCUUAGUGUUUGAACCAUACAGCGUGGAUGAGGAUGUUUUGAAAUUCCCUUUUAAGAAAUUAGAAAAUGCAAAGAUGUGUGCGUUACAAAAUGAAAUAAUUAUAAAAACGUCUGAAGUUAUUAAAAUUAAAACGAUUUUAUAUAAUAAGAAAACAAGGUGCACUUCUCAGUUUACAUACGAUAGGAAAAAUAGAAGAAGUAUUAACUUAAUGAAUAGUCUUUACAAUGAAUACUACGAUGAGAUUCGAAUGAUUGAUAACGACAAUAUAGACGACAAAAUUCCUCUCUUUGAGAAAAUUCUCAAUAACUUCGAUGAAAAUGAGAUGGAAAAUUCUUCCACUACAGCGGCUAUUAAAGUGGCCAUUACAACUGCACCCACAACUGCAACCACUACUGCACCCACAACUGCAACCGCAACUGCACCCACAACUGCAACCACUACUGCAACCACUACUGCCAACAGUGCAACUUCGUUUGUGUACUCAUUCCAGUGUGAUGGAUCUCUCAGCAGCAGGAAGAAGCUGAAAGCGAUGUACGACAUAGUCUCGAAAAUAAAAAUCGCGAUGGUGAUACACGAAAAGCAAAUGGAAAUUCUAAUAAAGGAAAAGAAGAAAAAGCAGCAAGGGACUGGAUUUGGAACUGGAAGUGGAAUUGGAGAAUUUUCAAAUGAAUACCAGAGGGCAAGGGAAAAUAGGCAAGAAAAGGAUGGAGAAAAUUUUGGUGAUUACGAGAAAGAAGGGAGGAGAGGGGGUGGGAUCAGCGCCUCAGUGAAUAGAGGGAAAAACAGUAACUACUUGAACAAAGUAAAAGAAGUUGAUAUUGAAAAGUACAUUGAGAAGAUAAUGGAAAGGUUGACAGAAAAUAUGAAAUUUGAUAUAAGCAGUAUAAGCAUACAUGAAAAAAUAAUUACAAAAAGAAUGGAAGGAUAUUGGGUAUUUAAAAUAUCUCCCUUGUUAAGAACCAAAGGUAUAUUAAACAUAACAAAUAAAUUUAUAUAUUUCCAAUAUAAUCCAAAUUUUACAAAUAAAAAAGAAAAGAAAUGGAAAACGGAAAACAUUUUACAUGUAUUUAAAAGAAUCAUAAUUAUGAAACCUAAUGCAUUAGAAAUAAUAUUUGACCAUGAAAGUAAGAAAAAAUAUAGUUCAUUAUAUAUCGAAUUUGUCAAUUAUGGUGACAGAGAAGUAAUAAUUUCUGUACUGAAAAAAAUAAAACCGCAAUGUUUAUUUAUAGAAGAAAAUAAAGAUUUUGUAUAUGCUAUUCAGAAGAAAUGGGAAUAUGGUGCUAUAUCUAAUUAUGAAUAUUUAGAUUUUAUUAAUUGUAUCGCUGGUAGAAGUAGAAAAGAUUUUUCUCAAUAUCCAAUUUUUCCUUGGUUGUUAUGUGACUAUUCUAGUGAAUCAAUUAAUUUAAAUGAUGAUUCUAUUUAUCGAAAUUUGAGAAAACCAGUUGGUUGUUUAAAUCCGGAUAGAUUAAAUUCUUUAAUAGAAAAGAUGCAAGAUCAUGAUUAUUUUUAUGGUUCCCAUUAUUCUACCUUAGCUUAUGUUGUUUAUUUUUUAAUUCGUUUACAUCCAGAAUGUCAACUGAAAUUACAAAGUGGUAAAUUUGACACUCUUUCGAGAAUAUUUUUAUCUAUUGAAAGCACAUUUAACACUGCUUUAAAUGCGAAUUCUUCAUUCAUCGAAUUGAUACCAGAAUUUUAUGAAGACAAUGAUAGCUUUUUAAAAAAUUUUCUUGACAUUGGUUCAAGUGAAGGAAAUAUCCAUGAUGUCAUUCUUCCUAAGUGGUGUACCUCAUCAAAAGAUUUUUUAAUAAAAAUGAAAAAUUCUCUUGAGAGUAACUAUGCAAAUAAGCAUAUUAACGAAUGGAUUAAUUUGAUUUUUGGUUAUAAACAAAGUGGACAAAUAGCAAAAGAAAAUUUCAAUUUAUAUCACCCCCUUACAUAUAUGCAUACUAUACUUAAUGAAAAAUUAUGUGUAGCUAAUUAUAAGUCUCAUUGUGAUCGAAUUAGACAAGAAGAAGAAAAUGAAUUUGAACGAAAUUUUAAUGAAAAAAUUAAAUCAUUAAUUACUACUAUGCCUUCUAAAGCGUUAAAAACACAGUUACACGAAUUUGGACAAUGCCCAUUCCAAAUUUUUAAAGAACAUCACGUGUCUAGAAAAUCAUCUGUUUCUUUUAACUACAACGAGGAGAUUAAGAAUUCUCCCUGGUAUUACUCUCCAAUUUUUAAUGAAGUUUUGUCUGAACUCUAUUUCAAGAGGAAAAGGAAAAAAGACUUGAAAAUGCGUAGGAGGUUACUAACCCGUGGGGGACUUAGGGGAGACCGAUUUGGUGGAUACCUACGGGAUGAGGAAGAUGAAGAAGAAGAUGAAGAAGAAGAUGAAGAUGAUGAAGAAGUUGAUGAAGAAGAUGAAGCAGGAGAAGUAGACGAAGCAGGAGAAGUAGACGAAGCAGGAGAAGUAGACGAAGCAGGAGAAGUAGACGAAGCAGGAGAAGUAGACGAAGCAAGAGAAGUAGACGAAGAAGACGAAGCAGAUGGAACAGAUGGGGAAGAUGAAGACGACCCCGAUCAUCACCAACGGGACGAGGAAGAGGAUGAGGGAGGAGGAGACAUUUACCAUGGAGAUGUCUGUGGUGAGGAAGAUGGAGAGCAGAAAGAAGACAAGUCAUUCGAAGGAGUGAAAGAUAUAAAUGGAACGGAUUACUAUCAAAGAAACAAGAACAAGUUUCGAGGCAUAAACAGAAGCAAGAGAAGAGGAUACAUUGAUGAAUGUACAAGAACAAAGCACGUACCAAAUAGAAAUGGUGAUAAGGAUAUACGUGGAAAUUAUUUCAAAAGACACAAAUGGAAUUUACAUAGAAUCGAUCUGAUACCAUGUGUUGUAAAUGGAGUUGCAUACAACCAUAGCAACAUUUGCUUUGUUUGUAAUAAUGGAUUUAUAAAAAUAAUUAGUUAUAAUGAUUUAAUAAAAUACGAAAUAAAAAAUAACAAUAAUUUGAUUUCUCUAAAAUUUGGUGAUGAAAACUUUUCUUGUAUUACAAAUGUCCAAGGGAAAUAUAUCAUAGGGACAUGCAAUGGAAAUAUUCUUUUUCUGAACCCACAAAGCAUUUUGAGAGUGAAUGAGUGUGAUGUAGAACCCAUGGAUUCUAACGAACACCCAAAAAAAGAGGAGGAGGAGGAGGACGGGGGAGGCAGUAGUAAUAAGGGAAAAAAACUGUUAAACGAGAGAUAUUUAUCCCUCAAUGAUUCGAGAAUAUCUAGGAGUGACUCUGAAAAUUCUCUGCUGUCCUCCUUUGAUGAUGUGUUUGAGUGUGUCGAGAGGAGCAGUAAUGGGGUGAGCAAUGAGAUCAGUAACGGAUGGAAUCAUAAGAAUUGUAAGGAGAGAAAGAAUAAACACAGGAGAAACGAAUUUCUGUACAGUGCAAACAUUUACAAUCAAUUGGUAAGUAGAAAGUUACACAAUGACACAGUGACGUGUAUGAGUUUCAACAAGAAUUAUUUAGCAACAGGUUCAUCAGAUGAAACAGUGCAAUUACUUAACGUUGAAAAUAAUUUUGAAAUUUUACAAACAUAUGAUAAUUUUAGCGAUUCUGUAAAAUUUGUGCAGCUAAAGAAUAAACUUUUAUUGACACGAUCUGAUGGAUUCAAAUUAUUUGAUAUUCGAACAAGACCUCGGAAAAAACUGGAAUUUGAAAAUUUGAAUUCUAAAUGUUUCAGCGUUUCUUCUCCAAAUGGAAAUAACAAAAUAGGAAAGUUACAUAAAAGUAAAUUUUCAUCAAAGGGUGAAUUUGGCUCUGGGAAAUUCUUUCGCUUUUAUGGAAAUGAACAAGUGCGACUUUUCUAUAAGACUAUACAAAAAGUGUAUGAACAAAAUUAUAUCUCCAUAAAUUAUAUGAAUCCACAAUAUUUAUAUGAGAAAAAAAUUAAAAAAAAUUUGAACGACACAUUUUCAAAUAAUUUUGGAAACAUCAUCUAUUCAUCUCUCAUUAAUGACAACACAAUCUUUAGUUUAGAUCGAACUAACAAUUUUUAUUUUUAUGAUAUCAGAGGAGAAAAUUGGAUCAAUGUAAUUUCAAAUAGUUCAACAGAUAUCAAAAAAAAAAAUAAAAAUAAAAAUAAAAAUAUUUUUACAACUGCUAAUUGUGAUGACAGGCAACAACUAUGCGCUAUCAGCAAUGCUGGUGAUAUUUUUUUUGAACCCAUAAACUUCUGGAGUGCCUUUGAUGAUGAGGAGAAUAAUGAUGACGAUCAGGACAAUCCCAUCGCCACCUUUUCGAAAACGAACAUUUUCAACACUAGGUGUUCCUUUAUCCCCUCGUAUAUUUCCUUCCUCAGUCAUUAUGCAUCUUCGAAUGAUUUGGAUAUCAACGAUGAGGGAUCGACCAGCACAACUGCUGCUUCAUGUAAUUACAUAUUAUUCACAGGGAUGAAUGGCAAAAUAGAAAUACAUAAAAAAGGUGCCCCCUCCAACUGA
Messenger RNA from Plasmodium gonderi, 4680 nucleotides. RefSeq lists its product as hypothetical. The record is from RefSeq and is a predicted model, not a curated record. The coding region runs from base 1 to 4680 and encodes 1559 amino acids. Gene Ontology annotation, molecular function: protein binding. NCBI's taxonomy places the organism in Eukaryota, Apicomplexa, Aconoidasida, Haemosporida, Plasmodiidae. The transcript has a single exon.